AUGCCUAUAUCUCAUGGGCCGGCCGAAGUUGCUGUGUGGCUUGUGUGGUGCUUCGAACAUUGCCUGAAGCCUGAACACCGUGAGGAACACAGAAAGUUGCAGCACCUUGCGGCUAAGUUGGGUUGCAAGUUCGUUUGCCACAAGAAAGCGACGGGCUUUCUCACUUGGCAGGACAAAGAUGGCAGGAAUGGUGCCAAACUGAUCGUCGCAGACUGGCGAGAAACGAAGCCCAUCAUUCAAGGGAUCAGCAAGAGCCAGCAGCCUUGCGACGUCAGCAUGUGUGUGGUCGCACGGUCGCGGAAGAUGCUUUACCAUGCAGCUCUCUUCGCAGACACGCAGAGUGCGGGAGUCGAGAUCUUGGUGACCCCGGGUGUCUCGAGCGAGAGCAUGGAGCAGUUCUUCUCUUCCCACUUGCAGACCGCAUGCAAGACAUCACCAUCCAUGCCUUCGCCCGUGCAGCCCAAGCCCUUUGAGCCUCUUUGCUGGACGUCUCUGCCGAGUCUUCUUCAAGCAGUCAAGGACCCCAAGACAGUUGCCAUGCUGGAGCAGCUCAUUCAGCAAACCAUGUCCUCGCAAGUCUAUGAGGACUGA
Symbiodinium natans is the source of this 591-nucleotide messenger RNA. Lineage: Eukaryota; Dinophyceae; Suessiales; Symbiodiniaceae. The record is from the annotation of a GenBank genome assembly.